This is a messenger RNA of Podospora anserina S mat+, 1926 nucleotides long. RefSeq lists its product as uncharacterized. The coding region runs from base 1 to 1926 and encodes 641 amino acids. The transcript has 6 exons. The record is from RefSeq and is a predicted model, not a curated record. Gene Ontology annotation, molecular function: copper ion binding; oxidoreductase activity. Lineage: Eukaryota; Fungi; Ascomycota; Sordariomycetes; Sordariales; Podosporaceae.
AUGGGUUUCCUCAAAACAUGUCUCGACUUCCUCAGCCAUGCUGCUUUCACCUCGUUUUCUCCUUUCGACGCCCUCUUUUCACCUCAACAGCCUCUGUUCGUUCCUACUCCCCCCGCGACAUACAGCGCGGCCGACUUUGCAGGCGCCUACAGUCCACGGAUCGAUCCAGUUAGAGACUGUGUCUAUCCCGCUCUCAGAUACAAUGGGUACAAGCCAUGCAAUAAUGUCUCCAGGACAUGCUGGCAGAGACGUGUAAAGUUCAAAGACUACGACAUCAAUGAUGAUUACGAAGUUACAACCCCUUUUGGCAUAACACGAGAGUACUGGCUCACCGUCGACCAAGCUGACCUUAGGCCCGAUGGUCAACCCAAGAUCAACAGAGUAGCUCUGAACGGCACCUAUCCAGGGCCCAUCAUUGAGGCCUGCUGGGGUGAUAAGAUUGUCGUCCAUGUCAGAAACAAGUAUCGCGACAAUGGGACUACCAUCCACUGGCACGGCCUCCGUCAGCUUUACAGCAACGACAUGGACGGCGUCAACGGUGUCACUCAAUGUCCAAUCGCGUAUGGCGAGGAAUACACGUACGAGUUCCGAGCGAGGCAGUACGGACAUACCUGGUAUCACUCACAUUAUUCUCUUCAAUAUCCCGACGGCGUGGCUGGUCCACUCAUUAUUCACGGCCCAACUAGUGCCGAGUGGGAUAUUGACAAUGGUCCCAUCAUGGUCGCUGACUGGCUCUACAACACUUCGUUUGCCGCCUUCAACUGUGAGGCCUACGACUGCGGCAACGAGACCCCUCCCAAGGCCGAUAACAUUGUCGUUAACGGCAUCGGAGCCUUCAAACAAUCCAAUGGAAGAUGGACGAACAACUACUUCAAGACCAUGUUUAAACCAGGCAAAAAGCAUCUGCUCAGACUGAUCAACGGAUCUGCUGCAUCAAGCUUUGUUUUUUCCAUCGACAACCACACCAUGACUGUGAUAGCCAGUGACUUGGUCGCCAUCAAGCCUUACACCACAACCUCUCUUUUGCUGGGCAUUGAGCCCAGCCUCUACUGGAUGCGCACCACCCCCGCAGCCGGCUGCAGCGCCUUCCGCAAGAACCAAAAAGGCGAGUUCACCCAGGUCAAAGAAACAACCUCCUUCAUCGCCUACGAAGGCGCCCCCAAGCUCCCCUACCCCGACUCAACCUCGGUCAAGCACAAAGGCGUAAACGACACCUGCAUCGACGAAUCCCACAUCAGCCAAGACCGCCUCAUCCCCAUCGUCCCCUGGGAGGUGUCCGCCAAACCCAGCAACGACGUCUCCCAUGGGUCAUUCACGGCCGGGUAUGAAAAGAACGCCAACCCGGAUUUAUACCCCCAACUGCCCUUCAAACACUGGCUCCUAGCCAACGGCCCGACUUCCCAACCACUCUGGGUGAAUUUCAGUAUGCCGACCAUCCUCGACCCGUUUACCAACCCGCCGUUUUCUUCUAUCACCAGAUUCGAACAAUCCUACGGCUUCGUCUACCUAAUCGUAGACGGCUCCUUCCUCUUCAACCCAGACCCCAACUUCACCGCCAUCCCCACCGGGCACCCCAUCCACCUCCACGGCUCUGAUUUUGUAAUCCUCAACCAGGACUGGAAACCUUACGAUCCAGUCAACUCUCCCAGGGACUUUAAAUUCGAUAACCCUGCCAGACGGGAUACAGCGCUGUUGCCCAGUGGCGGGUAUCUUGCUCUGGCGUUUAAGCCGGAUAAUCCGGGGGCGUGGUUGAUGCAUUGCCAUAUUGCUUGGCAUGCUAGUUCUGGGCUGGCACUGCAGCUUGUGGUCAGGCCGAGGGAGAUACCCGAUUACAACGGGGAUUUGCUGCCCGUGCAGUUGGGGUGUGAGAGCUGGAGGAGGUGGGACAACAGGGAUCCGAUCGUGCAGACCGAUUCUGGGAUUUGA